AUGUGCAGACACCCACUCUCUCUCUCACACACCUGUACGGACGCCGUCACUCACUCUCACACACCUCAACCUUUGCUCCUCUCCCUCUUCCCACCCCACCAUUUGCCCAUCUCCCUCUCCCCACCCCACCGUUUGCCCAUCAACCUCUCCCCACCCCACCUUCUGCCCAUAUACCUCUCCCCACCCCACCGUUUGCCCAUCUCCCUCUCCCCACCCCACCGUUUGCCCAUCAACCUCUCCCCACCCCACCCUUGGCCCAUCCACCUCUCCCCACCCCACCUUCUGCCCAUAUACCUCUCCCCACCCCACCGUUUGCCCAUCUCCCUCUCCCCACCCCACCUUCUGCCCAUAUACCUCUCCCCACCCCACCGUUUGCCCAUCUCCCUCUCCCCACCCCACUGUUUGCCCAUCAACCUCUCCCCACCCCACCUUCUGCCCAUAUACCUCUCCCCAACCCACCGUUUUGCACAUCUCCCUCUCCCCACCCCACCGUUUGCCCAUAUACCUCUCUCCCCAUGCCACCGUUUGCGCAUCUCCCUCUCCCCACCCCACCGUUUGCCCAUCAACCUCUCCCCACCCCUCCCUUUGCCCAUCCACCUCUCCCCACCCCACCUUCUCCCCAUAUACCUCUCCCCACCCCACCGUUUGCGCAUCUCCCUCUCCCCACCCCACCGUUUGCCCAUAUACCUCUCCCCACCCCACCGUUUGCCCAUCUCCCUCUCCCCACCCCACCUUCUGCCCAUAUACCUCUCCCCACCCCACCGUUUGCCCAUCUCCCUCUCCCCACCCCACCGUUUGCCCAUCAACCUCUCCCCACCUCACCUUCUGCCCAUAUACCUCUCCCCACCCCACCGUUUGCCCAUCUCCCUCUCCCCACCCCACCGUUUGCCCAUAUACCUCUCCCCACCCCACCGUUUGCCCAUCUCCCUCUCCCCACCCCACCGUUUGCCCAUAUACCUCUCCCCACCCCACCGUUUGCCCAUCUCCCUCUCCCCCCCCCCACCGUUUGCCCAUAUACCUCUCCCCACCCCACCGUUUGCCCAUCUCCCUCUCCCCACCCCACCGUUUGCCCAUCAACCUCUCCCCACCCCACCUUCUGCCCGUUUACCUCUCCCCACCCCACCGUUUGCUAUUAUAACUCUGCAUGUGGAGGAGUGGGUGAACCCCCUCUUCGCCACAGCCGCUGAGGACGCGGCGGCGGCUGAGGCGAUGGAUCAUGAGGAUUGUGGGGACUUGCCGCCUGAGGAGGAGGAAGAGGAGGAUGACGAGGACAAGGACGAGGACGAGGACGACGAGGAGGAGGAGGAGGAGGAGGGGGAGGAGGAGGAGGAGGAGGAGGAGGAGGAGGAGGAGGAGGAGGAGGAGGAGGAGGAGGAGGAGGAGGAGGAGGAGGAGGAGCGAGACAUGGAGGGGGAUGUGGAGGAGGACUACGGGGAGUGA
Closterium sp. Naga37s-1 is the source of this 1440-nucleotide messenger RNA. The record is from the annotation of a GenBank genome assembly. NCBI's taxonomy places the organism in Eukaryota, Viridiplantae, Streptophyta, Zygnematophyceae, Desmidiales, Closteriaceae.